This is a messenger RNA of Eruca vesicaria subsp. sativa (arugula), 641 nucleotides long. Lineage: Eukaryota; Viridiplantae; Streptophyta; Magnoliopsida; Brassicales; Brassicaceae. The record is from the annotation of a GenBank genome assembly.
AUGGCGGGAGUUGGAACAUCGAUGCUUGUCUCUGUUCUUCUGUUCACAGUGGUGCUGUCGCUGCAAGAAGUGUACAGAGGGAAACUAGCGUCUUCGGAGCUGUUCACGAUCCUUGGAGGCUUCACUAGCUCCCUCCUCUUUCUCUUCUCUCUCACUUUCAUUGGGAAUCUCCAGGAGUCUUCUGGUGGGAAAAGUAGCUGGGGUGCAGUGAUUAUUGCUGAAAUCAUAGCUCUUGUUGCUGCCAGCACGGUUCAUCGAGUUUGUAUUACAACUUGUUUCUUGUUCUCUGCUGGGCUAUUAUACGAGAUGAACAAGAUCUCAGGAUAUAUGCUCUCCAAAGCUGAGUCCAAAUCUAAAAGGCACUGAGAUCAGAGCAUAUGAUUUUCUCCAUUAAUAUAUUUAUCUUGUUCAGCACUAAAAGAUUCAUGGAUACUACUACCGCAUCUUUUGCUUUGACCUUGUGGAUUUUGUAGUUGUGUGUUUAUGAGUCAAGGAUACUUCAGCACUAUACUAGUCAUCAUGGCCUUGUUCGUUUAAGAGUAGUUAGUCAUUGCAACCUGUGAUCUCGUAAAUCAUAGAUUGUUGUUCCGGCGGUUUGUGGUGACAACUAAACACAAAUCGUUAUUUCAUGAUAUAUAUGU